AUUGACCUUCUUUUGGAACCCCAUUUGCCAGUAAUCAAGAUGGCUGCCGCUGCUGCGAUUUACCCCCCAUUGAGGGAUCGCCCAAUCAAGAACACCGUGGUGCUCUUCGAUGUUGACGAGACGCUCACCAAGGCCCGCAAGUUCGUCAAGCCCGAAAUGCUCCAGCUCCUCUCCGAGCUCCGUCACAAAGUCGCCAUUGGAUUCGUUGGUGGCUCCAACCUCGUGAAGCAGCAGGAACAGCUCGGAGGCAACGUCGAAGUUACUUCCCUUUUCGAUUUUUGCUUCUCGGAGAACGGCUUGACAGCAUACAGGUUGGGCAAGGAGCUCGCCAGCACAAGUUUCAUUGGAUGGAUCGGUGAGGAGAAGUACAAGGAGCUUUCGAGAUGGAUCCUCCACUACAUCGCGGACCUCGACAUUCCCAUCAAGCGCGGCACCUUCAUCGAGUUCCGAAACGGCAUGAUCAACGUGUCGCCCAUUGGUCGUAAUGCCUCCUCGCAGGAACGCAACGACUACGAGGCGUACGACAAGCAGCACAACAUCCGCCACACCAUGAUUGCUAAGCUCAAGGAAGCAUUCCCGGACAUUGGCUUGACCUACAGUGUCGGUGGACAAAUCUCUUUCGAUGUGUUCCCUACAGGCUGGGACAAGACGUACUGCCUGCGCCACAUCGAAGCGGACAAGGAUCUCGAGGACGGUGUCGAGUACAAGACCAUCCACUUUUUCGGCGACAAGACAUUCGAGGGCGGCAACGACAGGGAGAUUUACGUCGAUGAGAGGACCGAGGGCCACUCGGUCAAGGAUCCAGAUGACACGUACAACCAGCUGAAGGCGCUGUUCUUCUCUUGAGUGCAUUGGAUCUGAAUAUAGAUGAGCGCAACCUCGAGACAAAAAGUCCAAAAAAAAAAGAACCCCGCAUAAUGAUUUUGAGCGCAUGAGCGUACGCAAACACGGGCGAGGCGCUUCAUACCCUCUACAAAUGGCCAGAAAAAAGCACAUUAAUACGAAUACGAUAGAUUUGCUUCAUCCAUCCAUCGUGCCAGUCGCGACUUGCAUUACCAUUCUCCCUGAACCCCGAGACACGUUCGUAGUUUGUUUGGUUGAAGUUGCUCAGGUCUUACUUUCUUUCUAGGCGGCUUGUUGGUCUUUGAUUUUGCCAUUGUGCAAUGUCAGCGAAUCAUCCCGUCAGCCACAGGCGAAGGCGAAACAAGAGCUAGUUCACCCCUCCAACUCCACCACCCCCCACCAAACCCCAUAUCUUGGAUGGAGUUUGGGCAACAAUGCGAUUGUGCUCGUGGGAUUGAGCCCGUUCUUUUGAAUGAUCAUAGCACUCGGAUGUACUCUAGACAGCAAUAGACAGAGAACACGAGAAUGUUGAUGACAAAAACAGGCCCCUUGCCGGAUGUACAGACACGAACACACCAGUUGGGCAAGAAAGCGACAGCGUAAACAGCCCGUGCGUUGUUGUUCUCGGGCCAUGACCCCAGCUUUGAAUCCCUCCUCCGGUUGGCUGCCUGGGCUGAUUGAAUUUAUUGAUAUUGGUUUUCUUGCGAGUCUGCCAUUCGCUGCUUGUGUAGUGUAUGCAAUCAAUGUACAUGUAUAUAUGAAGGAAUGAGUCGUGUUU
This is a messenger RNA of Periconia digitata, 1621 nucleotides long. NCBI's taxonomy places the organism in Eukaryota, Fungi, Ascomycota, Dothideomycetes, Pleosporales, Periconiaceae. The record is from the annotation of a GenBank genome assembly.